Messenger RNA from Parus major (Great Tit), 5657 nucleotides. It is a transcript of the gene SYCP2, whose product is annotated as synaptonemal complex protein 2. The transcript is spliced from 47 exons. NCBI's taxonomy places the organism in Eukaryota, Metazoa, Chordata, Aves, Passeriformes, Paridae. The coding region runs from base 188 to 4618 and encodes 1476 amino acids. The record is from RefSeq and is a predicted model, not a curated record.
GGGAGGCCGUGGUGCGGGCGGCCCGGCCUAGGGGGGCUCUUGUGUCGGAAAGGGAGUUCUGGUUCCUCUUCAGGGCUGUCUGUGACCGGGCCGGAGACAGGAGAGCUGUGAGGUGCCAGCCGGCACGGGCCUCAGCGGAGGCAAUUGUGUUCUUGUAUUGGAAAAACUGAGUUGGUGAAUUGCAAAAAUGCCACUGAGGAAUGAGAUGCAGUUCGAAAAGCUAGUUGAUGAAGCUACAGUAAAAAAGGAUUUCCGAUCCUUAGAACAAUUUCUGGCCACAGAAGAAUGUGAAAAUGUCUCCCAUAAAUGCAGCAAACAGUUUGUCAACAAACUGGACAAGCUUCUGUGUUGGGCACUUGACAAACAAGAAGUCAAAAUCAUUUCUACUUUACUAAAUGCUGUUCAGAAAUGUGCGGAAAAAAUCAUCAUAGCAGGAGAAGAUGGGCUCCCAGCAAUGAUAAAACACGGUCUUGUUGGAAGGAUGGUCAAUUGGUUUGAAAAGUUAAAAGGAAUUUUAGUCCUCAGAGGAAAUGAAGAUAAUGAAAUGCUUACAAAUCUGGCUGAAGAUUUCUUCAUCGUGUUGCUGGUUGUGUGUGAUAGCAGACCUGAAGGUAAAAUGCAAAUACUAGAGAACUUUGUUCUGAGAACAUGUUCCCUCAUCACUGAUACAAGAAUUAAUAUUUAUGUUCAGCAGGAGGUAAUAAAAAAACUGAAUGCAUUGCUUGACAAGAUGCCUCGAGAUGCCAGGAAAAAGAUGCUUUCUACAAAGGAGAUGUUACUUGUCAUGGGUGAAAUGGGGAGGACGAUUUUGGAUGCUGGAGACUAUGACAUGCAAGCGGCCAUCACAGAAGCUCUGUGCAGAAUGGUGUCAGAGAAGCAAAGGGGACUUCUGGCCUCCCAGUGGUUUCCCAUGGAGUUUGUGUCCACUGCAUUUAAAGGAAUUAAAGAUUCAGAGUUUGAGACAGAUUGCAGAAAAUUUCUUAACCAGGUGAAUGGCAUGCUUGGAGACAAAAGGAGGGUUUUUACAUUCCCAUGUUUAUCAGCAGUUCUUGAUAAGUAUGAGCUCCAGAUACCAUUGGAUGAAAACCUGGAAGAGUUUUGGAUUGAUUUCAACAUUGGCAGCAAAAGUAUUUCCUUCUAUGUGGCAGCAGAUGAUGCAGAUCUUCAGUGGGAAACAGUUAUUAUACGAGAUGAUGAUGUCAGCAUGUACAGCCUGGAAGAAAAAGAUUCAAAGAAAUUAUUAACAAUUGAUCUAAAAAGGCCAAUGAUUGUGGGCACUAUUGAAGGAGGGAAAGUUCUUUUAUAUUUUGAUUCUAUCUUGGAAAUCAAAGAUGUGACCAUAAAGAUUUAUGGAUUUCAUAAAUGUAAGGAUUUCAGCAAGAAGCAGUCUGCAUCAGUAGCCAAAACAACUGUCCACGUUGUCUUUGAUGAAAGUGGAUCACAGGUUCUGCUACCAGAAAGUCUGUUGUCACCAGGUUUGAAAGGGAAAUCUGGAGAGGAGAAACUCAGUAAAUAUAAAACUCAGCAACCUCCAGGUAGUUUGAGGACUCAGAGUAAAAACAACAGCCAAGAAAAACUCAGAGGUGAUUCCUCCAAGGUAACUCCAUCCCGUAAAAGGAAAGUGUCUGAAGCAAGUGUGCUUAUUCCUAGAACUACAAGUGUGUCCACAAGGAGUCCACUGUCUUUUGUCAGCACAUCCACUCCUUUUAAAGGGAGAUAUAAAUUGCCUUUGGAAAUGACCAGGUCUACUAAGACAUCUGACAAUGAUGCAAUAAAUGAGAGCAGAACAAAGAAUUUCCAUCAGGAACCUCCUAGACAAAUGCAUUCUGAAGAAGUCUCAAAAAUUGUACAAGAGGCCACAGAAAAGCAAACUUUGGAUGAAGUGUUAGAUAUUGUUCCUGAUUCUCAGCCAGUUGGGAGAAGCAACAAACCUUUGCUGCCUGGUCUUUCAGAGACUUCUUUUGAUAAAACUGAAACAUGGAAAAAAAGAACAUUCCCUCUUCCUGAGCAGAAUAUAACAACUGAGGACAAGCAAAAGCCAAAUCCAUCACUGGCACAUGCAUCCCAUCCAGCCAGAGUGUCUGACACAUCUUUGCAUUCUGAUCUUGCACAAGAGGACCCUGAUGUUCUCCUCAGAAAAGAGACUGCAAAUCCAAAAGAGUCAAAGACAAAACCAAAGUCUAAAGAAAUGGCAGAUACAGCCAAAUCACUGAUCAUUAAAAUCAGUGACAGAUACAGAGACAAGAGCAGUGAGAAAAGCAAAGCAAGAGAUUCCCUGUGCUUUAACAGGACACAUUUAAAUAAAUCCUGGAUUUCCAAGGAAGAAGUUCAGGACAGGACCACAAAAACUGCUUCUUUCCUCAAUAUAACUACUAGUCACGUUCUGGAUGAUGCCUACAACUUUAACAUCAGUGGGCUUGAUGGGCCUACAAUCAAGCUUGGCAGGAGUGAAUUGGGGAAGGUUGUGAAGCAGAUCCAAGAAUUGCAUGUGACUGAACUGAGUGUUCAUACAGAGAUAAACAAAAAAGGGAACACAACCAUCAGUAAAUCCAGCACAGAAGGGAAGGGAGGAAAAAAGACUAGAAACAAUCGAGACAAGAAGCAUCUCUUUAGUGAUUCAGACACAGAAAACAGAGGGGAUGACAGCAAGACAGAGAUUAGCUGGCUGGAGGAAUCCAAGAGGAAACCUAAAGCCCGGAUAAUCGACUACAGUAGAAGUAAAAAAUCAGGGAAACAAAUGAGCACAAACAAAACAACAGAUAAAUCCGCUAAACCUGCUUACCACAUGGAUAAAGCUAAAGACAAAAAUACAAAUAAGAAAAAGGUAAACAAAUAUAAACCACAGAAUUCAAAGACAGAUGAAAUGAUAGUAAAAUCCACCAGAAUAAAACUCCCUCGAAGAGCAGCAGCAGCAACAAAAAAUUACAAAGAGCCUUCUAGUUCUGAGUCUGAGAUUGAAGAAAACAUUCCAACAUGCACCUUUAAGGAGGAGAAAUCCAAAAUACAGAAACAUAUGAAUGGGGCAGACAAGGAUUACAAGCUGCCAAAGGUACUGCAGAUUGUACCUGUGGAGCCAAAGAGAGUGGAUAGCUAUGUGCAGAAAGCACUGGUCAAAUCCAGGAAUUCUGCAGAGCAGAAAGAAGUGGAAAUGCCUUCAGCUGAGAGCCCUGCCUCCAUUGAGACAAUAAGAUGUGCUGAGGGAGUGUCAGGAGAUGUCAGUCCAGAGCACGGCUCCAGUGAGAGGUUGCUUAGUCUGCAGGACUCAAUACCAGAAGACAGGGAAAUGCUAAACUCUGAAAAAGGAAGCUCUCCCAAUAAUUUCUGUCCACAAAACAAGAGUAUGGAAAGUCUGGAUGUAAUUCAGUCCCCUGAGAGAGGAGUUACAAAGUUGAUAUUUGGAAGGAAAAGCUUCUCACCAGUUUUAACUGAAGAAUCUUUGCUCAGCUUAACCACUUUUAAAACUGUCAGUGGCAAAAAUUCCAAGGGAACCGCUGAAGAAGCCUGUAAGAAUGAUGAAGAUUCAAGUUUCCAAUGUUGCUUUUCAGACACGUUUUCUGUUAAAGGAAAGCUUCAGGAUAUCACUAAACCUAUCCCCAAAAAUAAGGAAGAGCUCAGCUUAACAAUGUAUAAAGCUGACAGUGGAAAACGUGCAAAGGGAGCUGUGCUGGAAACAGAGAAAAACAAUGAGGAUUCAAGUCUCCAAUCUCGCUCUUCAGACACACUUUGUGCUAAAGGCAAACUCCAGGAUCCCACCAAACCUCUCACCAAAAGUAAAGAGGAUUGUGUAGCACCAUCCCCAUUGUGUGCUUCCAGCAGGAGUAGACUACAGCCUUGGACUAAAGAACCUUAUUCCCUCAUGAAUGAGUCAGGACCCAGUGUACAGACACUCUUCAAACGAACUUAUCACAGUUCCACAGAAAGCAGCUCUGACGAGGCAGAAAUAAGCAAAGAGGAGAAAAAGAAAGGAAGGAGAAGAAAAAGUUUACAGCCCAAAAAAUUAUUUAAAACAGAUGAUGAUGCUGCUUACAGAGUGUCUGAAAGUAUCUCCACUCAAUCUGUAAAUGACCUGUCUGGUUUGGAUGGGGAUUUCUGGGGGCCUGAUUGCUCAACCAUCAGCAUUUGUCAACAGCUCCAGAAAGAAUUUACCAAGAAAAUUGAGAACCGCUCCCGGAAAAUGGAUAAUUUUAAUAAGCAAACACUGAAAGCUGCCCAUGAGCAUUUGGCAACAGUGAGUUACCAACUCCAUGAAUGCAGGAUCAGGCAGUUGGACAAAUUUCAUUUUACUCUCACUGAGGAACUUGAGAAGUUUGAAAAGGACUCUCAGUCCCUGAAGAUCAUGGAAAAAGAAUUCUCGACCUUUUGGAAAAAGCAUUCCCACACUUUUAGUACAUACAUGAAGAAUGAGCAGCAGAGAAUUCAGAUUCUGAAAACUUCCUUUGAAAAGAAUAUCUACCAUUCUGUUGACUAUGAAGAAGAUGUUUUUACUUCAGAGAUGCAUCUGUUGAAAGAAGACAUAAAAGGACUCCAAGAGAAAUUUCUAAAAGAAAUGCAAGAAGAGGAGCUGUGUAACGUUCGCAGGGGAUUGCAGACCUUGUUUCAAUCAAAGGCAGAAUUCUGAAGUGGUUUUUCAGAUUCCUUCCUGAAAUUCAAGCUAGUGACAGGCACUGCAGGCCUGUUUCCCAUUGGGAGGAUGAUGCCCGAGAACAGCCUCCCUGAGCCAAAUGUGCCCUCUGAGGUGUGAUCCCAAAUUCCAGCAGGAACCAAGCACAGUCCAUGGCCCAGGGAGUCCAGACACCCCCACAGACCCCCCCCAGCAGCAGGCAGGCAGUGCUCAGUGCCAGGGGCCAGCAGCUCUGGAAUUGUCACAGGCUGUGCCUCCCCCAGGAGCAGAGCAGAGGCUGGGCUGGCUAAGAAGGAACCACUCAGAGCGACCCCAGGUGCAACAGUGACACAGCUCAAGGGCAUUGUUUGACAUUUAAAAGCUGCUCUAAGUUACCCAUACAAUAUUUUUCAUUAUGUUUUUCAACAUAAUUUUAAUGUGUUUUAUAUGAUUCAUUGCCAGUGGAAUUGUGCAUCCCUGCUGAACAGGACAUACUGUAUGUGGAUUAUAGUCAAGUUUAGUUUGUAGUUAACCGUGGCUCAUCUGCUCUGCUCAAGCUGAAAAUGCUGCUUCUGCUGAAGGAACUUUGCUCUCCUUUCUGUUGAGACUUUUUGUACAUUGCACUUGGACUAUCAUUAUAUUGUUGUUAAGAAUUAAUCCUAUAUUAUUAAUAAUAAAGUGAUAGAUAUAUGUAUGUUAAAAGGCUAGUUAUGAUGUUACAUAUUUCUGUAAAAAGCCAACAAGUUAAAAUAUUACAAUAAAGAGGGAAAAGCAUAUCUUUGGAUCAAGUGAUGGGGUCAUUCAAGUCUUCAGCUUAUAGUCAAGACAAGCAUGAAAAUGUUGACACUGCCUCUCCCAGGAGUCCUUAUUUGCUUCUCCCAUUGUACUGCUACAGACUUUGUGUUGCACUGUGUGUCCUUACCUUCCAUUCUUGCCUGACAGUUCCUCCAGGAGCAGCUCCAGUUCCUGUGCUUCCAUCCCCAGCUGGGACAGAACUGACACUGUGUGGGGGCUUUUCCCACCUCCCAGCAAUUCAGUCCAUACAAGCACUUUGACA